This is a messenger RNA of Sturnus vulgaris (Common starling), 6710 nucleotides long. NCBI's taxonomy places the organism in Eukaryota, Metazoa, Chordata, Aves, Passeriformes, Sturnidae. The record is from RefSeq and is a predicted model, not a curated record.
GGGCUGCCAGUGCAGCCAGGACAACUCUAGCCCACACUCUCCUCUGGGUCCCUGGGGUAAUGGAAGGAGGAUGCACUAGGUGCUUUGUUAACCUUCGUCACCGGUGGCAACACUUAAACGUCCUCUUGCAUGCUGUGCCUGUAAACUGCUUGGUCUGCUAGGAGGAGGUAGUGUGCUUCUGUAAGGUUUCUAAGUUGUAUAAAUUAAUUAUUAAAUAUAUUUAGUCUCAUACGUUACAACAGAUGCAAUAGGAAAAUUAAACCAGAGCUGUGCAACAUACGGAUAACAAGAUCAGAGGUGAACUGACUGAACUAAUAGGAAUUGAGAAAAUGAAAGGUUUGUUCAGUUGAGUUCAUCAUUACCUAAUAUUUUCAUGUUUUCAGAUUAUUAAGUAUUUCUUUUUGUUUCUUAUUUGUAUGAUAUUUCUAUAUUCAGCACUUGGAUUGGAAGGGGAACGAAGCUUGGUGAUUCUUGCUCGUGGUACUAAGCUGUAGUAUCUGAAUAUAAUCUAGGCUUUUAGUCUGAGUCCUUCAGUUCUUGUAAAAUGGGGGCCAAAGAGGGGGGAGGGAAAGAAAGCAAAUUAAAACAUGCAGUGAAAUUACAGAACAUCAAAAUUUUGCUUGUGUAGUAUAUUAUUGCUUUUAAAUUCUUGUAGAAGAAAAGAUUAAGUUCUAGAUGUAGCUUCCUAAGUAAAGAAGAUGCUCUAGAGGCAUCUUGUAUUAUGUGCAUUGUACUUCCUGUUAGAAAGUUUAAUGAACUUUUCUUGAUGUAUUAAAGUAUGAAUCUGGAGUCCUUCUUAAAAGAUAACUUGAAUAGUGGUUACUGUGGUUCUUCUCAAUAACAGUUUUCCUGAUUAUAUUGCUCCCUGUUCUUAAAAUUAUUAUUCAUUUGUGGGUAAAAGCUGGGAUAAACAAGCAGUGAAUAUUUAUAAAACCUUGAGUUCUUUCAGUAGGCUUUUGGGGACUAUUUUUUUGCUCUGCUCUGAGAUACUUCCUUUAGUUGCAUUUUUCCAACAGAACUAAGUAAUUGUGGAGCCUAUUUUUUAGAGAAAGGGGUUGUCCUUAUUCUCUUGCUUCUAACUCCAUGCUCAGCCUUUGCCUUGCUUUGAUACCCUUAGCUCCCUGUACCAUAUCACCACAGAAACCAAGCCUCCAAAACAGUCUGAGUAGUAACCUGCUGGUUUAGCUGUUGGAGCUAUCUAACUGCCGGGUUGGGUGAGUGCGUAAGAGAAUCGGUGAUCGGUGGGACUGGCCCUUGCCCUCGCAGGUCACCCUUAGAUCAGCUUGGCUGUCAUGUGGGAUCGGAGCCUUCCCCAGUGCCUGGUGCCAGUCCUGUGUAUUUGAGAGGAGCUGUUGCAAUGCUGCUGGGGCUCUGUGCUCUGCUCUGUUCUGUGGGAUACACAAUGAAACCUACUGUUCGUUGUAACAGAAACCUGCAGUUUCCAUUCCGUUGCCAGGUUUGUCAGGUCCCUCAGAUGUCUUCUGUGUGAGAGUUCAGGCACUGCUUUGUUCUGGGAGCUCAGACUGCUGCAUAGUUGAGCUCUGCCUGGAAACCUUGUCACUCAGCCUCCAAGGUUUGUUUCUGUUGAGCAGCUGUACCUUGAUUCAAUGUAGGUUAUUCCACAGAAGCCUGUAUAGAUAUGUUUCCCGUAUAGGCUGGAUAUCACUGGUAUUCCAGUAUCAAAAUAUUAGUAGUGUUUAUCUUCUUGCGCAGCCAGUUCUGUGUUCCAAAAAACUGAUUCAGCUGUACCACGUGAGUGCCAGUCUAGUGCUGGUAGAGCAUAUAAAGCUUUUCCUCACUUUUUCAGUGCUGGUUGACUGCACUGAGCUUGGUAGGUACACACAACAUAGAGAAAUAAGCACUCCUGGGAAUGAGGUUGGGAAACAAAAGCUUUGGGUUUUGUCCUAUUUUGAAAUGCCACUACAUGGCAACAAGGCCAAAUCAACAACUGUACUUGGAAUUCCUAUACUUAUUUUAAAUAACCAUGUCCACACCAGCAGAAGAGCUGAAUUUGCAGUCUCUUGGUCAUCGUGCUGUGUGCAUGCUUUUAUACUGAAGGACUGGUUAGCAUGAAUAGGUCACGUUACAGUAACUAUUUCCUUUUGGUAAUCCCAGUUUGUAGUAUUUGGAAACAGCCUAUUUACCUUAAGGGCUCUCAUUUGUGGAUUCUCUUCUGUUGCUUGUUUUCAGCUUACACAUCCAGAAGUAAAGGUUCCAGGGUUAGUGUCUUGCUUUCUGAAUAGGGGAGAGUUGUUGCUUUACAGCAGGUCUAAAUUUCAAGCUGUCUUUGUAUUUGGACAGGUUAUUGUACGAUGACAGGUUACCAUAUGUCAGCUGAUACGUGGUGUCUGAUUCACAGUAAUUGUUCAUGUGUAUGCUCUUAGCCUGUAGCAAAUGGAAGGUAAUUUGAGUUAGCUUGACCCUCUUUCAUUAUGCUUUUGCAAGGCACUCCCUUCUCCAUGUGGAUUGUUAGACCUGCCGAAGAGCCUUGGCUAAAACAAUAAUUCCGUUUCUGUCUCUCAGCUAGUUUGGUUGCAUCUCUACAGCAGCAGGAUGAGGACUUCACCAAUGCCCUGUGUUGUUGCAGUUUUGAGACCAUACCUUGCUGAAGAAAUAAAUGCUACAAAGAUGUUAUCCUGAAAACCAGUCAGAUGUUAUAAUUGCCAGGUGUGUUUUUCUUUAGCUGAGCAUACAAAACUUUAUUAGUGCAUUUAAAAGCACGUGGAACAAGUUGUUUAUUUCACGUUGUCUUGGUAUAGUUCUUUCUUGUUUUUGAAGAAGUACGUUUUACCUUGAUUUCUUUCAGGCAGUGCUUGGUAAUUGAAAUAAUUCUAACACUGCAGUAACAACUUUUGAUAUUCUCAUUCAAAGCCCGCUGAAAUCCUAACUGCUGGCUAACUGAAGGAUUCCCAUUUACUACAAAUGGCACUUUGAUCUGAAAUGACAUGAAAGAUGAUGAUGUACCUGCAGAUAUGGUUGCAGAAGAAUCAGGUCCUGGUGCACAAAACAGCCCAUACCAACUUCGCAGAAAAACUCUUCUACCUAAAAGAACAGCUUGUCCUACAAAGAGCAGUAUGGAGGGUGCCUCUACUUCAGCUACUGAAAACUUUGGUCACCGAGCAAAACGUGCUAGAGUAUCUGGGAAAUCACAGGAUUUAUCAGCAGCACCUGCAGAACAAUAUCUUCAGGAGAAGUUGCCAGAUGAAGUCGUUCUAAAGAUCUUCUCCUACCUGCUGGAGCAGGAUCUCUGUAGAGCAGCUUGUGUGUGUAAACGCUUCAGUGAGCUGGCUAAUGAUCCAAUUUUGUGGAAAAGAUUAUAUAUGGAAGUAUUUGAGUACACUCGUCCAAUGAUGCAUCCUGAACCUGGUAAAUUUUAUCAGAUUAAUCCAGAAGAAUAUGAACACCCAAAUCCCUGGAAAGAAAGCUUCCAGCAGCUGUACAAAGGAGCACAUGUAAAGCCAGGUUUUGCUGAACACUUCUACAGUAAUCCUGCAAGAUACAAAGGAAGAGAAAACAUGUUGUAUUAUGAUACCAUUGAGGAUGCUCUUGGUGGAGUUCAAGAAGCUCAUUUUGAUGGACUUAUCUUUGUUCACUCUGGUAUAUAUACUGAUGAAUGGAUAUAUAUAGAAUCUCCAAUCACCAUGAUUGGUGCAGCACCUGGAAAAGUAGCAGAUAAAGUUAUAAUAGAAAACACUAGAGAUUCCACCUUCGUUUUUAUGGAAGGUUCUGAAGAUGCCUAUGUUGGAUAUAUGACAAUCAGGUUCAACCCUGAUGACAAAUCUGCUCAGCACCACAAUGCGCACCACUGCUUAGAGAUUACCGUGAACUGCAGUCCAAUUAUAGAUCAUUGUAUUAUUCGAAGUACUUGUACAGUUGGCUCUGCGGUAUGUGUUAGUGGCCAGGGAGCUUGUCCUACUAUUAAACACUGUAACAUCAGCGACUGUGAAAAUGUUGGACUUUAUAUUACAGACCAUGCACAGGGAAUAUAUGAGGACAAUGAGAUAUCCAAUAAUGCGUUAGCAGGGAUUUGGGUUAAGAACCACGGAAAUCCCAUUAUCAGACGGAAUCACAUUCACCAUGGACGUGACGUUGGCGUUUUCACUUUUGACCAUGGAAUGGGUUAUUUUGAAAGCUGCAACAUCCAUAGAAACAGGAUAGCAGGCUUUGAAGUGAAAGCAUAUGCCAACCCAACAGUGGUGCGGUGUGAAAUCCAUCAUGGCCAGACCGGAGGAAUCUACGUGCAUGAAAAAGGAAGAGGACAAUUCAUAGAGAACAAAAUCUAUGCAAACAAUUUUGCAGGUGUUUGGAUUACCUCAAACAGUGACCCAACAAUAAGGGGCAAUGCAAUUUUUAAUGGGAAUCAAGGUGGUGUUUAUAUCUUUGGUGAUGGAAGAGGCCUUAUUGAAGGAAAUGACAUUUAUGGUAAUGCAUUAGCAGGAAUACAGAUUCGAACAAACAGCUGUCCCAUCGUUCGACACAACAAGAUUCAUGAUGGUCAACAUGGAGGAAUUUAUGUACAUGAAAAAGGACAAGGUGUGAUUGAGGAAAACGAAGUUUACAGCAAUACAUUGGCUGGAGUCUGGGUGACAACAGGGAGCACUCCAGUCUUGAGAAGAAACAGAAUACACAGUGGGAAACAAGUUGGAGUUUAUUUUUAUGACAAUGGACAUGGCGUGUUAGAAGACAAUGACAUCUAUAAUCACAUGUACUCAGGGGUUCAGAUAAGAACUGGAAGCAACCCCAAAAUUAGACGCAACAAGAUCUGGGGUGGUCAGAACGGUGGUAUUCUUGUCUAUAAUUCUGGGCUUGGAUUUAUAGAAGACAAUGAAAUUUUUGAUAAUGCAAUGGCUGGUGUAUGGAUUAAAACAGACAGUAAUCCUACACUAAGAAGAAAUAAAAUCCAUGACGGAAGAGAUGGAGGCAUCUGUAUAUUUAAUGGGGGAAGAGGUCUUCUGGAAGAGAAUGAUAUCUUCAGGAAUGCUCAAGCUGGUGUUCUUAUCAGCACCAAUAGCCACCCUGUGCUAAGGAAAAACCGAAUAUUCGAUGGGUUUGCUGCAGGUAUUGAAAUAACAAAUCAUGCGACUGCAACAUUAGAAGGCAAUCAGAUUUUCAACAACCGCUUUGGAGGUUUAUUUCUAGCAUCUGGUGUCAAUGUCACAAUGAAAGAUAACAAAAUAAUGAACAAUCAAGACGCCAUAGAGAAAGCUGUCAGUAGAGGCCAGUGUUUAUAUAAGAUCUCAAGCUACACCAGCUACCCGAUGCAUGACUUCUACAGAUGUCACACUUGCAACACCACAGACCGUAACGCCAUCUGUGUGAACUGCAUCAAGAAGUGCCAUCAAGGACACGACGUAGAAUUCAUUAGACAUGAUAGGUUUUUCUGUGACUGUGGUGCUGGAACACUGUCCAAUCCCUGUACGCUCGCCGGAGAGCCUACACACGAUACAGAUACACUAUAUGACUCUGCUCCACCUAUAGAAUCUAAUACAUUGCAGCACAACUGAAUUCUUUUUCAGAAAGAAAGUCCUGCCAUUCUAAUAUCAUAACUAUUAAAACUUUUUUUUUGGAGGAAGUUACACUUGCCCAUUUCUGCAGAAAGAGACUGUAUUAAAGCGGAUGUGUGAGGUGUUGACACUAUGGAGCUCAACCUACCAAAAAAGAAAGUGGCAAUAUGUUGACUCAGGAUAACAGAACUGGGCGUUUUAGCAUUACUGUGUAAACAAAGACUUUGAAGGGACAGAAGUGAAGAAAAAUAAGCUGCAAUUUUGUACAGAUACCAACUUCUGAGAGCUGGUGUUUUUACAAGUAGCAUUGAAACGCAGUCCAAUUUGCAGUAGUACUAUUCUGUAGACAAGCAGCAUUCUUUGUUGCUGCCUUUAUGGACAUGGGUACCAAUUGCUUUUGUAACAUGGUAAAAAUGUGAGCUAGCACUUCUGCAUUUCUUUUGAUUUUUUAACAUUUAUUCAGAUUGAGAAAUAUGAUUUUAAUGCUUUAAUCUCAUGUAGUUUGUUUCUAAUUUCAAGCAAAAAACCUUAUUGUACUUGAAUGUGUCCUGUUUUGUUAGCACACCUAGACUUGCUGUAACUGUACUCAUGUCCCAGUAUGUACGUUCUUUCUAUGAAAGAGAAAACACUAAUCUUAAAUUAUAUCCAGCAAUUUUUCUGGUGUCCUCUGAAGUUAGAAUAAUCUCCUCCCCUGCCCCAGCAAUAGUCUGUACUCAAACCACCCUAACAAAAGAAAGAAAGCGAGUGUUUUAAUGAGACUUCCUAGACUAUAAUGCACUAUAAAACAAAGUACCCAUGUAACUAAGUUUUGUGAAAGAAAUUUUACUAUGUUUUAAAGUACACAGUAGAAAGUCUCCUCAAAACAGUCUUGUACUUUACUCUGUUCAUAGUUUUUUUUGAACAGUCUGGACAUUACUUACAUAACCUGCUGGAAAUCACAGCAAUUUCCUGCUCUAAUGAAGCUGAGACAAGUAUAUAUACAGCCCUAUACAGUUUCAUAGCUUUUUUCCAUUUAUGUGUAUUGGUGACAGUGGGUAAUCAACAGCCUGAAAGUGUAUGCAUGUACCAUAACAUCUAGACUUAAUAUAUUGUGGAGUACUCAAUAACCAUUAUGUAGAGGGUAGGUAUGAGUUAAAGGGUUUAAUUUCCUAGGAAAGACAAUGGAAAAAUGGUCAUUUUUAAAAAAUAAAGUUUAUUAGAUCAUAA